Sparassis crispa is the source of this 837-nucleotide messenger RNA. RefSeq lists its product as hypothetical. NCBI's taxonomy places the organism in Eukaryota, Fungi, Basidiomycota, Agaricomycetes, Polyporales, Sparassidaceae. The transcript has 7 exons. The record is from RefSeq and is a predicted model, not a curated record. Bases 1 to 837 code for a protein of 278 amino acids.
AUGGUAGCGGUUGCCAGCUGCGGUCCCUGUAUAUAUAUAACCCUCCUUAAGCCGGAGAGCCUCCUCCUUCGCAGUUGGGUCUCAUGCUCAUGUCUGCGAAUACAGCUAUCUCUCGGUGGUACGGUGAGCUCGUUGAGCAGGACGCAACUAUAUCGACACUAUUUGUGCACGAGUACCAAUACGUGCGCUCUGUGUGGAUUAUUGCACUUACUGUUGUUCUCUACGAUUAUCGUGAGUUCUUGUCAGCUACCUUACAUCGUUGGCUUUGCAAUUGCUCUUGGGAGGCUUUAUGCUGCCUUCAACUGUGAUAGACGAUUCUUGAUCAUUGUGGGGACAUAUUUCGGCCUUCAACUCGCAUGGAUGCUCGCGUUGUAUGCCGUAUUCGCUGCCAACUUUCAAGUCAUUGAGCUGCCGCAGACUUGGACGGGAUGUAUGCCAUCGCGUCCAGGGGCAUAUGAAUGGAUGAUGUGGAUUCCAGCCGUCAGCACCGAAGGUGCCCUGCUUGCUAUCCUACUGAUCAAAGGAACACAAAUUGUUCACCAGGGCAUCCGCCCUCCUCGAGCAUUGUUUGUCAUACUGCGUGACACGCUUCUUUAUCUUGCGCUUAUCAUUGGCUUGAUCCUGGUGAGUACCCCUUGGACAGAAGGAUUGGAAACCAUCUCCGCGACCUUCCCUCCGAUGUGGGUCGCAUUGGUGUCCACCAGCGGUUGCCGAAUGCUGCUCAACAUCCAUCAGGUUAUGGAAUCAAAUAGAUCGCCACAUUCUAUCAACUCCAUUACAAUUCAUCUCAGCAGCUUACAGUUCGCGAGCAGCGAGUCUGUCCACGAUGCUCAAUGA